Messenger RNA from Bombus pyrosoma, 5678 nucleotides. RefSeq names its product scavenger receptor class B member 1 (gene dsb). The record is from RefSeq and is a predicted model, not a curated record. Gene Ontology annotation, cellular component: membrane; cytoplasm. Gene Ontology annotation, molecular function: scavenger receptor activity. NCBI's taxonomy places the organism in Eukaryota, Metazoa, Arthropoda, Insecta, Hymenoptera, Apidae. Bases 1668 to 3392 code for a protein of 574 amino acids. The transcript has 10 exons.
CAAGAGAGCGAGGUUCGAUGCGUGGCGUAUAGACAGUUCUCGAGACGUACCUUUACCUGCUGUCCCUACCACUUUCUUUGGCCGGCUGGUGGGCACCGCGUUCUCGUUACCGUGGUCCACGCUGCAAUACCGUUUCGCUAUCUCCUCAUUCACCUCGCGAUUCGACAGGAUCGAAGAGCACGCGCGCGUAUCUUUCGAACAUUCGUCUUCGAGCUGUCAAACUUUCGGAAACCAACGACCCUUUGUUCGAUUCUAUAUCUUUUCACGUUCGUGCGGCGAAUGUUCGUCGGGGAAGAGGUCGAACCGUUCUCAGAAUUUUUCAAAUUUUGUCCCGCCAAAGUGAUGGAUUCGGCGAAAGUCUGCCUGUUCGACGUUGCUGCACACAGGAAGAGAUACGUUCGUUCUUUUGGAUUUUGAUAUUUCUGCCUUGGUCUCGCACAAGCAAGUGUAGAGAGUAAGAUAUCAAAUUUUGAACAGUAAAAAUAAAAGAUAAGAGUUUGCGAUACGAAACUCGACUGCCUCCCUUCCUUUGGUCGCUAAUCGCUCCUGAAAAAUCAUGUGCCAUCGCUACUUCGAGGGUCGCGAUUAAUUGUAACUACCUCGCUGGAAACUUUGCCUUUGGUACUCAAGUUUUUCACCAUCGCUUGACAAAUUUUCAAAAAGUAUCACCGAUGGUCGAUUUGUUUGGAUAGACGGUACGCGCGAAGAAGAUACGCAAAAUCGAUGAAAGGGACGAAUCCGACUGUGAUUGUCGGUCAAUGGAGAGACAAUCAAACGAUAAGGCGAUAAGCAGGCUUGGUUGCAAGGUGGAAAGUAGGUUGAAGAGGAAAUCCUACGAGGGAUAUCGUGAGCAAGGGAAACGGCGAUCACGGUCUAAAUGAGUACGACCGACAAAUAUGCGCUUGUAGCACCUUGCUGAUAGAGAAACCUGUCUCGUAUGGUUUUGUUCCUUCCAAUCGCUUACCUCGACGAAACUGUUGUGCGUUACAUAAAGAGGGAUUUUACCGACCAGUUAACGAACCUGGUUGUGCGCGCAUAUAGGGAACGUCUGUCGGCUACUUUACAAGACGACCCUACAAAGAUAGAAGCGUGCGAUGCCUGAGCGAAAAUCGCAGAGGAUCGUUGAGGUUAAAGAUGGACAAUAGCAUCUCGUAAACGAUCGUGAAAGCGUAAUUCGAGCUAUUAACUAACAGUAAAGAAGAGAGAUAUAGCGGGAAAUAAGUUUGAGCAAGGAAGAAUCGAUCCCGAUCACGAAGAAAAAAAAGCAAACGAUUCCUGUUAACGAUGUUUUAAGAAGAGAUCGCGUACAUCCCCGGGAACAAUGUUCGGAGAAGUGACGUGAAACGAUACUUUCAAAACGUAGCAAAUCGUAGAUUAACCGAAACAAAAUUUCUACGGUAUAGUGGCGAUAAACAGAGCACGAAUUAUUCAAUUACCUGAAUUACCGUGAAUCUUAAUAGCGAGACUAUUAACAGUAAACUAAUUCUAGCAACGGUAUUUAUCGCUUUCUCAUAGUAUAUAACAUCGUGCUUAAUAUUGCCUUAAUAAGCCUGAUCGGUACAGUGUUAGAAAAAUUAGCGUUAGAGAAGCAAAGCGUUAGAGCAAAUCUCAAGAAAAUUGUGAAGUUUCUAUGAUUAUCGUGAAAUCUGAUUGCGCAAUAGCUCAAAAUGAAGUUCUUAGGGUCAUUGUUAGGGAUCAGUUCGCCAAAGAAGAUGGGGAAAGAAUACAUGAAAGUAGGAAGAAACGCUCUAUUCGGGCAAAGAACGAGUCAACACGAUGGCCUGUGCACGGACAAGGUUCCACGACCUUUGUCCUUCCUCAUUUCAAAGAACGGGAAACUCAAGCACGGUAGAUUGUCAGCGAUUUUCAUAGGAAUUUUAACGCUUGUGAUCGGUAUCAUAUUGAGCAGCAUUCCUUGGGUGGAUUAUAUCAUAUUAAAGCAACUACGAUUAUGGAAUGGUUCUCUUUCGUUUCAAUACUGGCAGAAGCCGGGGGUAGUUAGACUGACAAAAGUAUACAUAUUCAAUGUAACUAAUGCAGAGAACUUUUUGCAAUAUAACGAGAAGCCAAAAUUGCAAGAAAUUGGUCCAUUCGUAUACAAAGAAGAUAUGGAAAAAGUAAAUAUCGUUUUCCAUAAUAAUGGUACUGUAAGUUAUCAGCACAAGAAGAUAUUAAACUUUGUACCAGAAAUGUCGAAAGACAAGAACCUUAAAGUAAUAGUACCAAACAUUCCGUUAUUAACGUUGUCGACACAAAGCAAGGGACUACCUCGAAUUAUCAAUUUGGGAUUACACAUGUUUUUGGGAGGAAUGCGCAUGAGACCGUUUGUUCCGAUAACUGCUCAACAACUUGUUUUUGGAUACGAUGAUCCGCUAGUUACCAUCGCACAUCAAUUUUUUCCGAAAACAAGACGUCCGAUGAGUCAAAUGGGGCUUCUCCUUGGGAGGAAUGGCACGUUGGAAGAAGUGUCCACUAUUUUUACGGGGCAUACGGAUAUGAAAGAGUUUGGAUUAAUAAAUCGUUUAAACGGAUUAGAUCGUUUGCCAUAUUGGCCAGACUCGCCUUGCAAUUCCAUCCGAGCUUCAGAAGGAUCGUUUUUUCCACCCCGUGAUAAAACUGGUUCAGAUAUCGUACAUAUUUGGGAUAAAGAUCUUUGUCGCACUUUACCUUUGAAAUAUCGUGGUCCAGUUAAAAAAUCAGGAAUCAAAGCAGAUUUAUAUACACCGCCUGAUUCUGUGUUUGGACGACCCAAUGAAACUAGCCCGGAAAAUGAAUGCUUCUGUUCAGACGACAUGUCCACCUGUCCUUUCAAUGGAUUGCAAAAUAUCAGUCCUUGUCAGUACACUGCGCCUGUUUACCUUUCCUUUCCGCAUUUCUACAAAGCUGAUCCCAAGUUAUUAGACGCAGUACACGGAUUAAAACCAAAUCGGGACAUACAUGAAACUUACUUUAAAAUUCAACCGAAACUUGGCGUGCCGUUGGAAGGAAAAGUGCGCGUUCAGUUAAACCUAAAGGUGGAACACCAACCGUACAUCGGUGUGGUGUCGAAUUUUCCCGACAUAGUAUUUCCUAUUAUGUGGAUCGAAGAGGGUAUCGAAGAACUGACACCUUCUAUCCGCAGAUGGGUUUAUUUAGCAACAACAUUUAGCGACGUUGCUGCCCCUUGUACCUCGUAUGGAUUAAUUCUAGUCGGUAUAACAAUCGUAUUCGCGGUUUUCGUGAAGGCUUACAGCAACGUGAUGUUUACGCACGAAGCGAUCGAACUAGGUAAACGAACCAUAAGAAGAGGUUCCACGUUGUUAGUAAAUGGACAGCACAAGUUAUUAAUUACACGAGAACAGUACGUUUUGCUCAGUAACGAUAACGACGACAAGUCAACAAGAAUAGAAUAAAUGUCUAGCUGUAAUAGUAAUACGAUUGUAUUUUUAACGAUUAACGAGUAGUAUUGGAUUCACAUUUAGGUGAGUAAUCGCGAAGAACGACAGCGAGUAAUUGCGUAAAUCGCCUCGUAGCAUAGGAUUUGUAAUCGUUUGAUACUAUAGACCAAAGUUUUCGUUCCAAUUACCUGAAGAAUAGUUUGAUGUAUAUCGAUUGCAAUAGCACGGGUUUGGCAAACAUUCAACGAUCACCUAUAUAUUCUUUUUUAAUCUUUCUCUUUUCUUCGACCGUAUCUGUGAUUUCACCUUUUUAUUUAUAUCGUCGAUGUGCGAAACAAAUCGUGCUUGGACAAACAGAAACGGGUAACAAAGCGGUCAAAGAAUAAUGUUCGAGAAGUUUAGUGGUUACAAAAAGUAUUUGCUUCUUUUUCCAAUAAAGUAUUUCUCUUUUUAUCAGAUUCUACAUCUCAUUUUCAUAAUACGUAUCAAACUUUUAUCCUCGUAUAAAAGUACUACUAAAUAAUACGAAGUGUAAGAUAUUUGGUUCGUAAGAGUAGGCCUCGGUCUGAUACAGAAGGGACUGUCUUAAUUCUCCAUUGAGCUAUUUAUUAAUCUAUACGUAUAAAAAAAACGGUAAAAGAAUUAUGUCUGUAUAUUGGAUAAAAAAUAAAUAAAUAAAUAAAUAAAACAAUCAUCCAGGAACAGCUCCUCAGCUAUGAAGUCCAAGAAACUAAUUUUUGGAAUUUUUGUCCCUCUGUUGGUUAUUCUUACGUCUUAUUUCUUAAAAAAUCGAACCCUUUUAUAAUUUUUUGUUCUUUUUUUUGUUUUCUCCUCUCGUUUUACUCCUCCUCUUACAGGACCUAAUUAAACAGCGUUAAAGUGCAAUAAUAAAUAAAGUGUUGUGCAAAUACUUUUUCUAAUCACUGUACAUAUGUACGUUCAACGUAUUUGUUUAACUACGAUAGAGUACGCGUUGUACAUAAACAUACUUCUGCACGAUCAAAAUCAAGUGGAAUAUUAGUACCAUGUAUGUACAUAUGUGUGUGCUAGUUGUUAAUUGCAAGCGAUUGCCAAUACUCAGUGAAGGCAUGUAGGAAUACGAUUGAUAUUAUCGAAUAAUAUUAUUGAAUAUGUUUGAUUUUUAUUAUUUAGGAUUUUCUUGUUUUUAGAAUCAUAAUAAGAGACAAAAUCGAAGAGUUUGUUAAAAUUUCAACGCCUGCGAUUGGAUCUUCGAAUGUAACUAAAAAUAAUGUUCCAAGUGAAAAUCACGUAUAAUAAUAUACAUAUGCAUUACAUUUUACUUUACAGCUGGCAACUAAUGAAAUUUACUUACUCAUAAAAUAAUACUUUAUGAAAGUAAUAUGUCAUUUAAUUAGUUUCGUUAUAGGCAUAUUUUAGUAGGUCUAAAAGAUAUACUUGAGAACAACUUAAACAACGAUCAAAAUUUUUAUGAUUUUAAUUGUUCGUAAAAGCACGUGAUGUUGCGCUUUAUUAUAUUUUUAGGUCGUUCCUUUAAUUGGUAAAUGAAUUAUUGUUACUGUAAUAAAAUUUAUUAUAAUUGUAUAUGCUAUAUAUUCUAUACUUUUGUUGAAACAAGUAAUAUCUGAAAGGGUUAACUUUAUAUCUGAAAAUAUCGAAUUUUUUAAAUAAAAUUUUAUUUGUAUCACUGAAAAAGAUAAUUAACUUAUCUACUACUAUAAUUAUUAUUAUUUAUUAUAACUUAAAUUUAGAAAUACGCAUUACAAAACACAUUUAACAAAGUUAUAUCAGAUUGUAUUUAGAAUAUUACCGAGUGUGUAAAGAAUUGUAAGCUAAAUGAUUUCUUUGUAAAAAAAAAAAAUUUAUACUUUAGAAUAUGCUUGACUUGAGCUGAAGUACGCAUUUGGAUAUAGCACUAUACAACGGUAUCACAUUUUAGAUAAAGCCCAGCAGUUUAUUAUAACGCAAGGAUAAUAUUAUAUUUACAUUUUUAAUCGACGAUAAUCUUCGUUCAAUAAAUUUUACUAUUCUCGCUAUGCUAUAAAUUACACGUUACAAAAAAAAUGAUGAGGUUUAUAUUACGUCAAACUUUUUAUAAGAAUAUAUAUAAUAAUAUAAUCGUUUAAAAAAUUAUCGUACUAAAUUAGAUGAAUGUUUAGAAUUUUUUAGAUGUUUAAAUAUUGGUGUUAUUUUCCACAUGUUAGUGGUAAGAUCGUUAGCGUGAAAAGAAUUUGCAAUUUUUGAAAAUUAAUUCUGAAAAUAAUACAUGUAUAUUUCGAAAAAAAAGAAGCUCAGAAGAAUAAAAUAUCAUAUUACAAUUUA